AUGAGAUAUGAUACCUAUCAAACAAAGGUAUUUCCCGAAGAACCCCAGCAGCAAGAGGUGAUUAAUGAAGAGAUGGACGAGUUGCUAGAGAAGGAAUGCAUUGAGCCUUCAUAUGGUUCACACAGCGCGUCCAAAGUUUUGGUGGAAAAUAAGAAUGGUAAAUGUAGACUCUGCGUCGACUAUUGUCAAUUAAACGCACGGUCCAUACUAGACGCCUACCCGUCGCGACGCAUCCAGCAUAUACCAGAUGGACUUCGGGGCGCCCAUUUUAUCAGCAGCCUGGAUUUGAAGAACGGAAAUUGGCUUAUCCCAAAUAAGGAAAGUAGUAAACAGUACACCCCGUUUAUAGUUGCCGGACUUGGUUUCUCGCGAGUGUCACAAUCAUUGACAUCAAUGCUCAAGAAGAAGAAGAAAUGGAAAUAA
Ceratitis capitata (Mediterranean fruit fly) is the source of this 423-nucleotide messenger RNA. RefSeq lists its product as uncharacterized. The record is from RefSeq and is a predicted model, not a curated record. Bases 1 to 423 code for a protein of 140 amino acids. The transcript has a single exon. Lineage: Eukaryota; Metazoa; Arthropoda; Insecta; Diptera; Tephritidae.